Molecule: messenger RNA, 2634 nt
Organism: Zymoseptoria tritici IPO323
Lineage: Eukaryota; Fungi; Ascomycota; Dothideomycetes; Mycosphaerellales; Mycosphaerellaceae
Exons: 8
Coding region: 1-2634 (877 amino acids)
Source: RefSeq, a predicted model, not a curated record
AUGGCAGAGCUCGAUGGCAAGUUUGACCCAUGGAUCGUGGACCGGAACAAUGUCGCUCGCUGGCGGCAUCCAGACAUUGUACUUGGUGCUGAGCCGAGCUGCGACGUUGAUGACUUCGGGUCCAAUGGAAGUAUUGCCUCUAGCGGCGAAGAGUCGUUGGAUGCGGGUCCUGAGGACGACGAUCACGAGUGCCCCGAGGAGCCUGCACUGGGCCUGGAGGAAGAACACAGCAUCGACGAUCACGUCUAUUUCGGAGCGCCCGGCGACGUGCACAACGUGAGAGGCGCUUGCAGCAGGCAGCGCUGGAGACCGAGCAAGAGGAGUCCGAGGAUCAGCAAGAAAUCAGGAUGGCCCAGAUGGCACGGGACCGAGCACGCCAGCAGUGGCAACGGCUACGUAAGAGCGUGGGAAGAGCAGCGCCAGCGGCAACGAAAGCAGCAGCAGCCGCGGAAGAAGCGCAAAGCACGAGACAUCUCAGAAGACAACCCUCAUCCACCCAAACCGCAGCCGACCGAUCAAGAGUGCAAGGUAUUCUUGGACGAUCUUACCAACGGGAUUCAUGGCCCAAUGGCCGGGAAGACGCCUUGGGACGCAGAUGAAACACUGCACCUGCUGCGGAUGUGUGAAGGUGCAAAGAAACUGACGGUGCAUCAGAUGAAGGAUGAACACGAAAUCAAAUACCCGGCCAAGCAGCGCACCUACAAGGCGAUCUCAAAUCGUAUCUUCAUCUUGAGGCGCUUUGGCGUCUCGGCGGAGGCUCUCUCACUUCGGCUCGAAACUGCUUGCGGAGGGCCGGCAGAUAUGGAGGUGGCAGAAGCCGUGGAUCAGCGGGAAGGCAACAGAGAAGGAGAGGACGGUGACCGUGGUUUCCGACUUUUCUACGCAAUGUCAUGUCACGCAUGUCAGAUGUCCGGGGCAAAGUGCGGCCGCCAGCCGUGCUCGGCUUGCGCUUCGGCAGGAAUCGAGUGCAAACGCGAACUGCUCUCUCGCCGCGCUCGGUCGAGCAACGACUACGAGCAGCACGUCGUUCUGAAGUGUGGUGACUGUGGAGCCGGCACCAAAUUGCACCUUGCUCCAGCACCGCGACACAGGGAAAGAAACAAAAAGGCGUUCGAAAGGAGUCGGUACGAUGGAGCCAUCCGCUUGGCCGAGACGGGAUUCCGGCCCACGUCAGCGAGCGAUCGCCGAAUUGUUCAGCGAAAGCUCGGUUUCCUCAAAGCGAAUGGCCUGCUGCCACGUUUGAGCAACGAUUUCGAGUUAGGAGGGAUGGCAGGCAUUCUCAACAGCGAGCUCGAGUGUUGCGAAGCAGGUCGAGCUCGCCGUGAAGCUACCUCACGGACGAUGCGAAGCUUCUUGCCCGUCGAAGACAUCAAGAGCAUCAGCAAGAAUGGGCUGGCCCAGCUCGCACUUGCCGUGAGCGAGAAUCGAGCAGGAAUUCCGGUGCGAGCUUCUCAAUUCACUGUUGAGCCGGAAGAUGCCACAAAGCGAUCGGCCCCUCGCGGCUCUGCAAGAUCGAUGUCCGAGCUGGAGCCUACAUUUACCGGUCCUCGCAAGGUCAAUAGACCCCUCUCGGGAUACUGCACCGCGCUGGAAUUGUUCCGCAGCCAAUGGCGCGCACAAAAGACCUCUCCCGUCACGUCGUCGAUCGCGCUGCCCCGGCAAACCACCGUCGAGCUGAAUCGUCACUUCGAGACAAUCUACAUCCAGCCGACCAAAGAUCGCAGUCUGCGCGGCCACAUCAAUUUCCUCGUUUCCAGAAAAUGCCCUUGGAGUGAAGAGCUGCGCGGCGGCCUGGACAUUUAUGCCCUGUUCGGCGCGCCCAUGGAGCUGAUCCACGACUUUCACAUCCCACAUCUUGACGACGACUUUGACACCAUUUUCGACCACGACAACACUCCUCUCGCGCACCAGCGACAUUCUCCGACAUGCGCUCACAGUGCUGACGGCCGCAGCGCUGGCGACCACUGUGACAUCAAUACCACGCGGCCAUCAAUCAGACUCGGCCUGGAGAUGGCGCUCGUCAGCAAACGCCUCGCGAAAGAUGGCGGCGGUGGCGUUGAGUCCUCGAGCACCGAGAUGAAGCCCUGGAAUCGAGAUGACGGGCUGGCUGUUGCAAGCGAUGUGUUCCGCACAUUAUGCCGCACAGACGACCAAUUGAUGACGCCCGAUAUGAUGCCGGAUCCUGCCGGCAGUCUGCUGGAGCGGUCCAUUGCUGUAAAGCACAACAGCCAUGGAACCACAUUGUUUACCCUUCUGUCUUCCGUCCAAAGUCCCAUCGCGAGUGCGGAGCGGCUCUGGUUUGUCGCAGAGGUUGACCUGACAGCACCACCGAAGGCCUUCACAUACACCUCGGCGCCUCCAGAGGCACGACCAACGGCCGCCCGUCGCAGGAUAGACAAGGCGGAGCCGGGCAGCGUCAGCUACGUCUCGGCGAGCGGGUAUCUUCGCUCGUUGCAGGCGGACCUCGAGGCAAUGCAGGUCGCAGGGAAUUUACCACAUGUGAGGACAUGGGCGGACAAGGUUGUGGCGGACUGCGAUGCGGAAAUCGACACCAUCGAGCGGGACCGAGAGAGUGCACUUGCAGAAAUCAGGAACGCCUUCUCCGAUGCCGAACGCUGGAUAAGCGAAGUGUGA